UUUUUUAUAAAUUGUUCAUUAGAAUCAACUUUAAUUUAACUAAUUCGGUAACUCAACUGUUAAUAAAUAAUCAUGGAUGAUGAAGUUGCUGCUCUCGUUGUAGAUAAUGGAUCAGGAAUGUGCAAAGCCGGUUUUGCCGGUGACGACGCCCCAAGGGCCGUUUUCCCAUCAAUUGUAGGACGACCAAGACAUCAGGGCGUCAUGGUUGGAAUGGGACAAAAAGACAGCUACGUUGGCGAUGAAGCUCAGAGCAAAAGAGGUAUCUUGACGUUGAAAUACCCAAUCGAGCACGGAAUCGUGACCAACUGGGAUGACAUGGAAAAGAUUUGGCAUCACACCUUCUACAAUGAGCUUCGUGUCGCUCCCGAGGAACACCCAGUUCUUCUUACAGAAGCCCCAUUGAAUCCAAAAGCGAACCGUGAAAAGAUGACCCAAAUUAUGUUCGAAACCUUCAAUACUCCAGCAAUGUAUGUAAAUAUUCAAGCGGUGUUGUCUCUCUACGCAUCUGGAAGAACUACAGGUAUUGUCAUGGAUUCCGGCGAUGGCGUUUCCCACACUGUUCCGAUCUAUGAAGGUUACGCCCUUCCACAUGCUAUCUUCCGUUUGGACCUGGCUGGGCGUGAUUUAACAGAUUACCUCAUGAAAAUCUUGACUGAGCGUGGGUACUCAUUCACAACAACAGCUGAACGGGAAAUCGUACGUGACAUCAAAGAAAAACUGUGCUAUGUUGGUCUCGACUUCGACAACGAGAUGGAAACAGCUGCCAGUUCUAGCUCUCUUGAAAAGAGCUACGAGCUGCCCGAUGGACAGGUCAUCACCAUCGGAAACGAGAGAUUCAGAUGCCCAGAGGCCAUGUUCCAACCAUCUUUCUUGGGAAUGGAAUCUGCUGGAAUUCACGAAACCACAUACAACUCCAUCAUGAAAUGUGAUGUCGAUAUUCGUAAGGACUUGUACGCAAAUACCGUCUUGUCAGGCGGAACCACCAUGUACCCUGGUAUCGCCGAUCGUAUGCAGAAAGAAAUAUCUAGUCUUGCGCCACCAACCAUGAAGAUCAAGAUCAUUGCCCCGCCUGAAAGAAAAUAUUCUGUAUGGAUCGGAGGAUCUAUCCUUGCUUCGCUUUCGACCUUCCAGCAGAUGUGGAUCUCCAAACAAGAAUACGAUGAAUCUGGCCCUUCGAUUGUACAUAGAAAAUGUUUCUAAGUGUUUAUUUUUAUUUCUAUUGCUAGUAUCAGUCCCACUUUGACCCUAUGCGGAUGUCAUAAGUACAUCUGCGACAAAUGUAAAUGCGCUGUUAUGCAAUUCGAAUAAACAUUAGACGCAUUCCUACGGUAUCAUUCCACCAGAUCGAUUCUGUGUAACUCUGCUGACACACAACUAAAUAUAUACAUUACACAUUA
Molecule: messenger RNA, 1397 nt
Organism: Styela clava
Lineage: Eukaryota; Metazoa; Chordata; Ascidiacea; Stolidobranchia; Styelidae
Product: actin, cytoplasmic
Source: RefSeq, a predicted model, not a curated record